This is a messenger RNA of Phascolarctos cinereus (koala), 5806 nucleotides long. RefSeq names its product inositol hexakisphosphate kinase 1 (gene IP6K1). Gene Ontology annotation, cellular component: cytoplasm; nucleus. Gene Ontology annotation, molecular function: inositol hexakisphosphate kinase activity. The record is from RefSeq and is a predicted model, not a curated record. Lineage: Eukaryota; Metazoa; Chordata; Mammalia; Diprotodontia; Phascolarctidae. Gene Ontology annotation, biological process: inositol phosphate biosynthetic process; phosphatidylinositol phosphate biosynthetic process.
UGCUAUGACGCCAGGCCCCCGCCCCCUCGGCUGGCCGCCAUCUUGUUGUUGAUUCGUACCCAGUCCGAGCUGAGCCGGGAGCGGGUACGGAGCGGCCGCUGAAGGGCCGCCGCUGUCGGGGCUCAAGCCGCCAGCGCUGCCUGCCUGCCGGCUGGGCGGGCCAGACCCUGGAGGCCCGGGGGGCCUAGCCCCCGGGGGGGAGCCGCGGCCGUCAGUUGCCAGGGCCCCGCGGGGUGCCUUGUACUAUAUGCCCUUCUGCUGCCUCCUUGCAUAUACAUACCCAAAGACACACACAGUUCAAAUACUUCAGAGAGAGAAUCUUAAAAAGCAUCCACACAUCAGGAAGAUCCUGGGAGUUUCUUGAAACUACUUUGGGAGCUCGUGACAUAGUUGCUAACUUUCCUUCAUUGCUGUACGGCUGAUUCAGUUCAGGAACUAUUAAGGCAAGCAGACUCAAAACAUUGGCUUUCAACUAGCCAGGGUCUUCCAUCGUACUCUUCUCUUGUGGCCCAUGUGCUACUCCCUUUGCCCUCAUUGUGCGACUGGCCCCCAACGCAAUGUGUGUUUGUCAAACCAUGGAAGUGGGGAAGUAUGGCAAGAAUGCAAGUCGAGCUGGAAACCCAGGAGUCCUCCUGGAGCCCUUCAUCCACCAGGUGGGUGGUCACAGCAGCAUGAUGCGCUAUGAUGACCACACCGUGUGCAAGCCACUCAUUUCCCGGGAGCAACGUUUCUAUGAGUCUCUCCCCCCUGAAAUGAAGGAGUUCACCCCUGAAUACAAAGGUGUUGUGUCUGUCUGUUUUGAGGGGGACAGCGAUGGCUACAUUAACCUGGUGGCCUAUCCUUACGUGGAAAGUGAGGCUCUGGAGCAGGACGACCCACCAGAGCGCGAGCAGCCCCGACGCAAGCAUUCCCGCCGAAGCCUUCAUCGCUCAGGCAGUGGCAGUGAACAUAAGGAGGAACGGGCAGGGCUGGCCCCAGAGAGCACAGAUAGCAGCUCACAGGAGUUGAAGAGCCCCAAAGUGGAGCUGCACAUCCACUCGGAUGUCCCCUUCCAGAUGCUCGACGGGAACAGCGGCCUGAGCUCGGAAAAAAUCAGCUACAACCCCUGGAGCCUGCGUUGCCACAAGCAGCAGCUGAGCCGGAUGCGCUCGGAGUCUAAGGAGAGGAAGCUCUACAAGUUCCUCUUGCUGGAGAAUGUGGUACAUCACUUCAAGUUCCCCUGUGUGUUAGAUCUGAAGAUGGGGACCAGGCAGCACGGCGAUGAUGCCUCUGAGGAGAAGGCUGCCCGGCAGAUGAAGAAGUGUGAGCAGAGCACCUCUGCCACUCUGGGCGUCCGCGUCUGCGGAAUGCAGGUUUUUCAGCUGGACACAGGGCAUUAUUUGUGCAGGAAUAAAUACUAUGGUCGUGGGCUCUCGAUUGAAGGCUUCCGCAACGCUCUCUACCAGUAUCUCCACAAUGGCCUGGACCUCCGGAGAGAUCUUUUUGAGCCCAUCUUGAGCAAACUUCGGGGUUUGAAGUCUGUGCUGGAGAGGCAGGCCUCUUACCGAUUUUACUCCAGCUCCCUCCUCAUCAUUUACGAUGGGAAGGAGUGCAGGGCAGAGAUGUUCCUAGAGCGCCGGGCAGACACGCGCUCGAAGAACGUGGACUCGGGGCUCCCUGAGAUGAUGCCUGAUGGCACCAGCCCUAGCACCAGCCCCGAGACAUCCCCCUCUGCCACACCCAAGGUGGACGUCCGCAUGAUUGACUUUGCACACAGCACGUUCAAGGGCUUUCGGGAUGACCCUACUGUGCAUGACGGGCCCGACAAGGGCUACAUGUUCGGCCUAGACAGCCUCAUCACCAUCAUGGAGCAGAUGCGGGAGGAAAACCAGUAGUGUCCUACACUGGGCUCCCCGUAUCAGUCACUGCCCAGAGCCCUUUCCCCUCUACCUACAGGCAGGGACCACCCACUCUGAACCCACCACAGAGGGCAGACAAGACAGACUUUGGUUUUAAAGGGUUAUAUUUCUCUUUGGUGUAAACUAAAAGAAAUGAUUUUAGCUGUAGCCUGGAAUACAUAUAUAUAAAAGUGAAGGAGAGAGAGGAGAAAGCAGAAGAUGUGCUCAGCCAUUUUAUUAACCAUGUGGCUUUGAUGACUUUGUCCAGGCUGGCUUAGCAAGAGGAUCUCCGAAUGUUUUGGCCUUGGUGAGACUGUCGGCUGCUCUGGUCUUUUUAGUUCACAGGCUUCUGCCUGGUUUGUGGCCAAAAGGAGGCUUCAGGUGGGGGCCAGGGACCACAAGGCUCUUUAGACUCCGCUGAUCCUUUUAUUGGCUCACUUGAAGCCUCAAACUUGGGGAGCAAUUGAGAGCAGGAGCCUGACUGAAGGGCAGGCUUUUCAGUCAGGCACUUGAGCCCCCAGGCUCUUGCAUGUCACUUAUUCCUGAGAGGCUCUGGGGGGUCACCAGACCUAUCUGUAGCAGGCGGAGAAAAGCAAGAGGGACUCUGGGUAGCAAGUAGCCUGGUAUGGAGUUUCUCUUGUGUCUGUGGACAGCUAAGAGAAAUGACUAAGAGAAAGAGAUUGUAAUGUGUGUGUGUUUUUCAGCAUCCUAGCAGGGAUGGGGAAAAACAGCCAGUAAGACUUCUCUGGUAAGCCAGGUUGCCUGAAGAGAUAGUCUUGGAACUACACUUCCCCCUCUAGCUGCUGUUGGCUGCUUCUGCUGUUUCUUGCCUUUUGAAAUUGAGCUGCGAGAGACUGAACUAAGCUAUUUGAAGAUGGGGUGGGGAAGAUAACAGGUGUAUGAAGUUGGGCUGGUAGUUAAAACAAGCCAGGUGAGCAUGGAACAUAGGAACUUAGCAAAGGCCAGCCUUAGUAAGCGUUUGGCCUCCUCUGGCUCUCCUUGGUACCCCUAGUUGAACCCCACCCUGCUUUCUUCCACCUGAUAGCAUGCAUCCAGACUCCAGCAGCAUGAGAAGUGUUUCCUCCACAAGCCUAGGGGAGUGAAUUUUAUUCCUAUUCCCUCCUACUUCCCUUCCCCCCUGCCCCCAGCAGAUUAUUUUUGGGCACUGGGAGGUGGGUGGGGAGGGGGGUGGAGUAUGGAUUAUGACCAGGGCCGCUUAUAGCCAUCAACUUCUCUUAGUGGUUGGCCAAUCCCAGAUGUAGGGGGCUGGAGCCUUGUUGGUUUAGGGCAGUGAAAGAAGGCACUUAAAUCUCUCUAGAUUUCUAAGAUCUAAGAUCUCCAACCUUGGUUGCCAUAUUGCUUCUUGCUGCUCUUCUCUUUGGAGCCCUGGAUCCUAUAAAACUGUAAGGUGUCAUGUGGUCUGCACCACCUACUUCAGGUGUGGGUUGGUCAGGAGCAGCAGGACUCACUGAACGAAUAAAACCAGAACACAGAACCGAGAAAUGCAAGCCUUGGAAGUGAGCAGCUUGGGCUGCAGGCCCAAUAGCCCGUGGCGGGUUCUGACUUUUGUGGUGCCUGCUGAAUUUUAAGAAAAGGUAGAGUGUUGAGAGUGACAUUUGAGGAUUUUUUUAUGUCCUUCUGGGCCAGCUCUCAAGUUUGUCUCUAGGUGUGAGCAAUGUGCAAUGGUGAGGAUGGCUAGCUGGCCACUGACAUUGACCCCUUUGUUAAUAAUUCUUCCUCCGUACUCCCUUCUCAAGCAGCUACUAACUGGGGUUCUUGCCUUGGAGUUGGACUCUUCGUAGAUGCUGAAGUUUCUGGAGGAAGUGGAUUAAGUCGUAGGGAGUACCAGGGCAGUGUGCUCUUCCUGUUCAGUCUCCUCACUAGUCAGUGCCCAAUGGUCAGCAUAAUCCAAGGGAGGCAGCUGGAGUGAAGGCAAAGAAAAAGCGUGGGGGUUGGUUUUCUCAGCCCUGACUGACCGGUGCUUUGGGUGCUUGGCCCAGCCCUUGCCUCUUUCUUCAUGCCUGUGGGAAGGGCCAGAACAGAGGGUGCUGGAGGCUGUUUGCCAUCCCUUCUCUAUAUUCUCACCCUGGCUUGCAGGUCUGAAGCAUAAGACUAGUCUUGGGAAGUGAUGUACCAUAUUGGGACUUAACUCAAAGCCCCAGGAGUUUCAAGCCAACUUGGAUACACAGAGUCUACCAGGGGUUGUCAGUGAUACUGCCAGUCUGGACAGCUCAGUGAGAACAAACUGUUCCAUGCUACUAGGCUCAAGAGGGACUGAGAAGCAUGCGUAUGCACGAGAGAGAGAGAGAGAGAGAGAGAGAGAGAGAGAGAGAGAGCUAUGUGUAUGAUAUCUUUAACCUCAUCUUCCUGUAGGGAACUCAGCAUGUAUCAUUGUUACCUUAUGUCUUUCCUGGCUUCAGCGUGGAAAGGGAGCUGAGCCAUCUCUAGAUGAGACUGUGACAUGAGAUGGUCUCUUUCUUUUUAGACAUCCAGGCACUACAUCUUAAAUUGGGCCCUGGAGCUAUGAGAGUUUCCCUCUGAGGUAGGCUGGCCUCUAGAUGUGGACCUUGGGGUGAGCCCUAGGGCAGAACAGACUUUGAUGUUAAAAUGCCAUUGCCUGGUUUAACCCAGUGAUCCCCCGAGGGCAGAACAGCUCAUCUGAGUUGGAACUCUAGCCCCAGGACCUUCUGGUAAUGACCCACUUCUCCCUUGCAUUUUGCUGUGGUCUCCACUAUGGGAGAUAGGUGCCUUUGAAGAGCAGACAGUGUUCAUUCCCAGUGCUAUGCAGAGGAGAAGACAGAUGUCUAAUAGAUUGUGCAGCAUGCCUGCUUUAGCUUUCCAGCCGGUUAAAUGCCUGGCUGGAGCAGUCAGUGUUUCUGGGACCUUGGGACAGUGUCCCUCCGUUUUGAGCCCAGCUGCACCUUGCUGAGGAUGAACAGGCUGUGCCUACUUACUCAGUAUUUCUGGGCCCCAUUAUUCCCAGGUUGGGCCCCGGGGAUGUAAAAAUGGCAGAUUCUAAGGUUAUCCUCAGAGCAGGGAACAACAUGGAGGUGUCCACCAUAGAAGUGUUUUAGAUUUCCAAGGACACCAUUUUCAGACCACAUGCCCCACUCCUGGUCACUGGCCAUGCCCAGUCCUGCAUGCAUGGGGAAGGUGUCUUUUGCUUGCCCAGAAAUAGCUAGUAAAAGCCAGCUGUCAGACACAGCUUGGCCAUAAAAGUCUGGCUGGCAUCCAGGGGAGCUGGGCAGUGGACACUUUGGAGUUGAUGGGCCCUUUGCCAUCUUUCCUCCUGCCCGUUACAUCCCCUCCAGUGGCCUGCAUCUCUUUGCCAACUUGGAGGGAGGGACUAUGUGAUCCCAGCACUGGACCAAAGAGAGGGAUGGCAAGGGAGCCCAGCACACAUGGGUGCUUUUGUUUGAGAUCUCUGUACAGUAUUUACGGGGGGCCAAUGAGUAAGCACUAGCCACUUGCAAAAAAUGGAAGGCAGGGCUUCUGAUGUCAGGCCGCCAACAGGUCUGUGGAAUGGGAAUGGACCAGGGAGGGCUGGGACUCCCGCAAAACCCUGGAACAUUGCUUUGCCAUAGGGGAAUAUCGUGAUAGGUUUGUGUUUCCAUGAGGGGAGCAGUGCCUUGCUUUGCUUGUGGGGGAGUUGGCAAGAACCUCCCCAUCUCCCACUGCUCUUCCUGGAAGUAUAAGGACAAUCAGCCAUGUCAGCUCUGCUGACUUAGAAGAAAACUCUCUACUUGUCCAGUCUCCUGCAUAGUGGCAUUAUUACAUUUGUCUUCUGGCAUUUUUCUGCAUAUCUUUAGUUUUCUCUGGAACUUGUUUAGGGGCAUGAUUGUUAACAGUGUCUGUAUUCACCCCGCACUGUUCCCUUGCCUUCUGUCCAAAAGUCAUGUAUAUAAAAAAUAAAGGCGCCUAGAAAUGUA